AUGGACCCGCGAAAUGACCGAACUUGCAUUGAGCUAUUUUUCUUUCUUAGGAUUGUCGCUCGGGUAGACCAAAAGGACCUGGACCAAGACGCCAGAAAAGGAUUCAGUUUACUCCAGCUAAAUUCUUCGGACAACAUCAAACACUUUAUACCUCAGGGUAUUGCUUUAACUAAUCUAGAAAACGAUGUGGGAACAACUUGUAAACUUCUGGCUCCACGACACGGAUAUAUCUACUCAUUUCAACUUCAAAAUGUAGCUGCAGAAGAUCCCAUAGAAUGCUCUCAUAGGUACGGCAUUGAUGCCGCUCAAAAUACAUCGUGCUUUUCACAAAGUCUCUGCCUUCAAAGUGGUCUUGGAGGUGUGCUUACGUGUACAAACUCAACGCUGGGUUUCUACAUUGAAGGCGCCGACUGUUAUCAAGGCCAGAUCGGAUGGCCUGUGCUUGUCUCCGUGGUUACCGCUGAUGUACUCAAGUGGAUAUGGAUUACAACAGGGAAGCUCAAGAGGAUCUGUGGCUUUGCUAGAAACAAUGGGGAGUCUUUCCCUUGGUUCACCUAUUUCAAUCUGACCACUCAGUCCGGCGGGCUGUGCCUUGGCGUCUAUACACAAAACGAUACUUUCCCUCUCAUCACCUCAGUACGGUGCCUGCGUCAAUGUCUCCAGUCUAUGAACUCAAAGGAUGAAGGAUGCGUGUUGGAAAGUGUGUGGAGCGACGACAGCUGGACUGAACUGUGUGCAGCGAAGAACAUCGUCCAACGUACCUUGGCUACAGUGUCGCCGUGGCGCCAGUGUUUGGUUGCCUAUCUCGCCUCACCAGAAAAAAAAGGAGUGUUAUUUGAACGCGUCCAUGUGUCCGCCUUUAAGGAUUGUGCUGGUGAACGUUUUUACAGCCCUUUCAUGGUCGAACAGGGUCUCUGCAUUAGGGCUGUGGGGGCCGAAUUAAAUUGCUCGGCGUGGGGAGAGGCGGGGUUAGUGCAGUGUCAACGCGCCACUGAUGGCCUGUGGGAAUUUGUGGGCAUCACGCAGGCCUGUUUUCGCGCGUCCCAGCGGCGGUGGUUUAUGCGGGUGAUGGAACUCUGA
This is a messenger RNA of Hydatigera taeniaeformis, 1080 nucleotides long. Lineage: Eukaryota; Metazoa; Platyhelminthes; Cestoda; Cyclophyllidea; Taeniidae. The record is from the annotation of a GenBank genome assembly.